AUGUCUUCUGGCCAAGACAAAUGUUGCAAACUGUAUAUCGGUGGUUUAGUAGAAAAUGUACUGAAAGAUGAUUUAGUGCGUGAAUUGUCUAAGUUUGGAGAGUUAGUUGAUGUCUGGGUCGCCAGAAACCCACCGGGUUUUGCCUUCGCUGAAUAUGUAAAGUCAUCUGACGCUGAGAAAGCAGUUAGAUCUCUUGAUGGUGUCAAUGUAUGCGGCUCCAGAAUCCGAGUAGAAUUCGCUCACGGAAAAAUUCGUCCGAAAUUCGCUGGUGGACCAGGUUUCCGUGGUGGUCGGCCAAGUGGAAGAGGUUUAUGA
Molecule: messenger RNA, 315 nt
Organism: Trichobilharzia regenti
Lineage: Eukaryota; Metazoa; Platyhelminthes; Trematoda; Strigeidida; Schistosomatidae
Source: the annotation of a GenBank genome assembly